GUAAUGAACACCGGCAGAUGUGGAUACACAGAGUCACUCUGAAGGACUUGCUGCCAAACACUGCAUACUUUUACCACUGUGGAAGUCCCCUUGGCUGGUCUGAGAUUUUUAUGUUCAAGACUUGGAAAAAUGGCACUGACUGGCCCAUCUCAGUUGUCAUGUAUGGGGACAUGGGAGCUAUCAAUGCGCAAUCACUUUCUAGACUGCAAGAGGAGACACAGAUGGGAAUGUAUGAUGCUGUGAUUCAUGUUGGAGAUUUUGCUUAUGACAUGGAUUCUGACAAUGCCCGUGUUGGUGACGAGUUCAUGCGACAGAUUCAACCAAUUGCUGCCUACGUCCCUUAUAUAACCUGCCCGGGUAACCAUGAACAAAAAUACAAUUUCAGCAACUACCGAUCAAGGUUCAGCAUGCCCAAUUAUGAGGAUACAGAGAGUUUGUUCUUCAGCUGGGACAUGGGACAAGUGCAUUUUAUUGCCAUUAAUACUGAGGCUUACUACUUCCUUGAAUAUGGAUUGAAGCCUCUCUCUCGACAGUAUGAAUGGCUCAUCAAAGACCUGGAGGAGGCAACUAAACCUGAAGUCCGUGCAACACGUCCCUGGAUCAUAGUGUUUGGUCACCGUCCUAUGUACUGCUCUAACAAUGAUCAUGAUGACUGUACCAAAGUGAAUUGCCUCACUCGUGUUGGCCUGCCACUUGUGCACACGUAUGCAAUGGAGGAAAUUCUUGAUAAAUAUGGUGUAGACUUGGCAGUCUGGGCACAUGAGCACUCUUAUGAGAGGUUAUGGCCAAUUUUCAACUAUACUGUCUUGAAUGGAUCACUAUCUGAACCUUACACUAAUGCCAGGGCACCAGUACACUUCACAACAGGAUCAGCAGGCUGUGAUGAGAUCCAUGACCACUUCAUGCCAGAUCAGCCUGAGUGGUCAGCCUUCCGUGCCAUUGAUUAUGGCUACACCCGCCUCAAGGUUUUCAACACUACUCAUCUCUAUUGGGAGCAGGUGUCUGAUGAUCAGAAUGGGAAAAUAAUCGACAGUGUGUGGUUGGUGAGAGAGAGGCACGAGUCAUAUAAGAAGAUUCGAGAAGAGGAUAUUUAGACAUCACAUUAGCUCUUGCUUUGCUUGUUGAUGAUCAAGUAGUCACCUGAUGGCUGUCAUAUCUAGUUGCCUUGUUCAUGACUCCAUUGUCAAAGAUUGGUUUUCUGUUAUGUUCUGUAUGAAAAACAUACAAUUAUGAACAUGUACUCUCCUUCAUCUAUUACAUUCCCACUGUCUUCAUAAGUUGAGAUCCAGGUAUCAUAACUCCUCCCUCUCUCCUAAGUAGCAAUUAUGUAAGAGCUUGCAAUUCAUUGUUAAAUUUUAAAUCUAACUGAAUGUUUCUUAAUUAUACAGUUGUCUUCAAUAUUGAAAUGAUUCAAUCUAUGAUACAGUAUUUGCAAAUAGCACCUUUGGUUAAUUUUUGUUAUAUAUUAUUGUCAUAAAAAUUAUUAAGAUUUUUAUAUAUCAUCAGAUGAAGAGUUAUUGUCAAUACUUUGCAUAGCUGUCUUCAAAACUAUAUUUAUAAAAAAAUUGCUACAUAUGAAAUUCAUUAAUUCUAUUCAGAUACAGUUCUUUUUAUAGUAACAUUCCAUGUUGGUUAAAUAUGAGCUUGAUAUAAAAUGUAUCAGUCUUGAUUAUGAGUGCCUUUGUGUGAUGCUGGAAAUAUGAGCUGCAGUGUUUGUUUGCCAAUGACCAUAAUGGUAUACUUUUAUCAAGGAAUUUGUAAGGCUAAUUCAAAUAUUAUAUUUAAUAAUAAUAAUAAUUUUUAUUUAGGCAAAGGUACAUACAUAAGGAGAUUUUACAAAGUUUGUUGGCUUUAUAGAUAGAGCUAGUACAUACAAUGCCUAAAGCCACUAUUACGCAAAGCGUUUUGGGUUUCGGGCAUUUGUAGUUAAAGUGAGUAGUGUAGCAGCUGCAGCUGAUGGUUGUGACUGGUGUUCGUUUUGUCUACACUACAAAGUAGUAAGACAUGAGUACCUCUUGUUUUUAAUAAAACUUCUUUGGGUUUUAAGUUUUAAAUAUAAAAAUUUUCAGUUGUUCUUCCUUACCAUCUUCUCUUUCUUCCCUUCUUUUCCAUCCCUAAAUCUUUCAUCAUUUUAUUUUUAACUUAUGACUACUGUAUCUUUUGAAAAAAAUUUACCUCCUCAGUUCUCUUCCUUAUUUCUGUUUACUAAAUUUAAGCAAAGUUUUGCUUUAAUUUUUAAACUUGUAUGUAUUUUUAGCAUUAAGCCAGUAUUUAAUUUGUAAACAUUCUUUGUACUCCAACAAUGUAUGAUUAUAUUACAUUGUACUGCACAUUACUGCCUAAUUAUAAAUGAAUAUGUGCAUGUCAAAUAUACAGUACAGUACUUUCAAUACCAAAUAUUAACAUUGAUUUGUAAAUAUUAAAAUUAAUAUUUCAAUCACGGGCAGGAAGGAAAACUACAAAAUAAAUACAUUUUACAGUUUCUUUUACUAUAUUAUCGUGCACACCAUCUCUCACGCUGACAGUUUCCAUUACGUUUAAAGUUCCAUUAAAUUUGUUUUCCAAUAGGCUUGUAGCUAAGAUUUUUGCAUUUGUUUAAAGCUUCUUAAUAAAAGAAGAGGGCAGGAUGUGUUACAGGAAUACACUGUACAGUGUAUUCCUGUGCAGUGCAUUGGUUGGUUGUGUGGUGUUGGUGGUUUGUGUGGUGUUGGUGGGUUGUGUGGUGUUGGUGGGUUGUGUGGUGUUGGUGGGUUGUGUGGUGUUGGUGGUUUGUGUGGUGUUGUGUGGUGUUGGUGGGUU
Messenger RNA from Procambarus clarkii (red swamp crayfish), 2799 nucleotides. RefSeq names its product acid phosphatase type 7. Lineage: Eukaryota; Metazoa; Arthropoda; Malacostraca; Decapoda; Cambaridae. Gene Ontology annotation, molecular function: acid phosphatase activity; metal ion binding. The record is from RefSeq and is a predicted model, not a curated record.